CGACCGGCGGGCGCGGGGCUGCAGGGCCGGGGCCGCAGCGGGAGCGGAGGGGCGCACGCCGCGCAGCCGGCGCCGGGCCCGGACCUGAGGCGCGCGGCCCCACGCCCGGGCGACGCCGCGGCGGCGCGGGCCGAGGAGCGCGGCCGGGAUGUCGGCGGGCGGCCGCGACGAGGAGCGGCGGAAGCUGGCCGACAUCAUCCACCACUGGAACGCCAACCGGCUGGACCUGUUCGAGAUCAGCCAGCCCACCGAGGAUUUGGAGUUCCAUGGAGUGAUGAGAUUUUAUUUUCAAGAUAAAGCUGCUGGAAACUUUGCAACAAAAUGUAUUCGGGUCUCUAGCACUGCCACCACUCAAGAUGUAAUCGAAACACUAGCGGAGAAAUUCCGACCUGACAUGCGAAUGUUAUCAUCUCCCAAGUACUCCCUCUAUGAAGUGCAUGUCAGUGGAGAAGAAAGAAGAUUGGAUAUAGAUGAGAAACCCCUAGUCGUGCAGUUGAAUUGGAACAAAGAUGAUCGAGAGGGCAGGUUUGUCCUGAAGAACGAGAAUGAUGCCACACAUCCCAAGAAGGUUCAAAGUAAUGGGCCUGAAAAGCAGGAAAAAGAAGGCGUUAUCCAGAACUUUAAGCGAACACUCUCAAAGAAAGAAAAGAAGGAAAAGAAGAAGAGAGAAAAAGAAGCGACAAGGCAGGCGGCUGAUAAGGAUGGUGGCCCUCAUCUCCCUGGCGGCGACACUGAGAAUUCUCGACUGGCUGCUGAGGUUUACAAAGACAUGCCUGAAACCAGCUUCACCCGAACGAUCUCCAACCCUGAGGUGGUCAUGAAACGGCGGAGGCAGCAGAAGCUGGAGAAGAGGAUGCAAGAGUUUCGGAGCUCCGACGGGCGGCCUGAUUCAGGUGGAACGUUGAGAAUUUAUGCAGAUAGUUUAAAACCAAAUAUUCCCUACAAGACAAUCCUGCUGUCUACUACAGAUCCUGCAGACUUUGCUGUGGCUGAAGCCUUAGAGAAGUAUGGGCUGGAGAAAGAGAACCCUAAGGAUUACUGCAUCGCCCGGGUUAUGCUUCCUCCUGGAGCCCAGCAUUCUGAUGAGAAAGGUGCUAAAGAGCUCGUCCUUGAUGAUGAUGAGUGUCCUUUACAAAUUUUCAGGGAGUGGCCGAGCGAUAAAGGGAUCUUAGUCUUUCAGUUGAAGAGGAGGCCACUGGACUAUAUCCCAAAGAAAACUAAGAGACACAGUGAUGGGAAGCUGGUGAGGGGGAAGGAGAGAGCAGAGGGCUCUGGCUGCGGCUCUGCACUUCCGCCUGAAAAGCUGCCCUAUCUGGUAGAGUUGAGCCCAGCCCCAGGGAGAAGGGAUCACUUUGCCUACUACAACUAUCACACUUAUGAAGACGGUUCUGACUCCAGAGAUAAGCCCAAGCUUUACCGCCUUCAGCUAAGUGUCACUGAGGUUGGGACAGAGAAGUCCGACAACGGCUCCAUCCAGUUGUUUGGUUCGGGAAUUCAGCCCCAUCACUGUGACCUCACCAACAUGGAUGGUGUUGUCACUGUCACUCCAAGAAGCAUGGAUGCCGAGACGCUCGUGGAAGGGCAGCGCAUCUCAGAGACGACCAUGCUGCAGAGCGGAAUGAAGGUGCAGUUCGGGGCGUCACACGUGUUCAAGUUCGUGGAUCCCAGCCAGGACCACAUGCUCACCAAGAGAUCUGUGGAUGGAGGCUUGACGGUGAAGGGUCCCAGACAUAAGCCUGGAAUUGUUCAGGAGACAACUUUUGACUUAGGAGGAGAUGUUCAUAGUGGAACAGCGUUACCAGUAAGCAAGAGUACCACCAGACUGGACAGCGACAGGGCACCAUCUGCCCCCAGCACAACUGAGCGAGGGACGGUGAAGCCGGCGGUCAGAGUGGAGCAGCAGGACUUCCGCAGGCAAGAAAGCAGAACUCAGGAUGCCUCUGGGCCUGAGCUGACACUGCCUGCAAGCAUCGAAUUCAGGGAGAGCUCUGAAGAUUCGUUCUUAUCUGCCAUUAUAAACUAUACUAAUAGCUCUACAGUACACUUUAAGUUGUCGCCUACGUACGUAUUGUACAUGGCGUGUCGGUAUGUAUUGUCAAGCCAGUACCGACCUGAUGCCAGCCCCGCGGAGCGCGCUCACAAAGUGAUCGCCACGGUCAACAAGAUGGUGAGCAUGAUGGAAGGGGUGAUCCAGGAAGUAGACCAGGUUGAUCAGAAACAGAAGAACAUUGCAGGGGCUCUUGCUUUCUGGAUGGCAAAUGCGUCUGAGCUCCUCAACUUCGUUAAGCAGGACCGAGAUCUUAGUCGGAUCACGUUGGACGCCCAAGAUGUCCUAGCGCACUUGGUCCAGAUGGCAUUUAAGUACCUGGUUCACUGUCUUCAAUCAGAACUGAAUAAUUACAUGCCAGCCUUUCUGGAUGACCCUGAAGAGAACAAUCUGCAAAGACCAAAAAUAGAUGACGUCUUGCACACGCUCACGGGGGCCAUGUCUUUGCUGCGGCGCUGCAGAGUCAACGCCGCCCUGACCAUCCAGCUCUUCUCUCAGCUGUUCCACUUCAUCAACAUGUGGCUCUUCAACAGACUGGUAACCGACCCUGAGUCAGGGCUGUGCUCGCACUACUGGGGGGCGAUUGUCCGCCAGCAGCUGGGGCACGUCGAAGCGUGGGCCGAGAAGCAGGGCUUGGAGCUGGCGGCCGAUUGUCACCUCAGCAGAGUUGUGCAGGCCACCACUUUGCUGACAAUGGAUAAGUAUGCCCCUGAGGACAUUCCGAGUAUAAACAGCACCUGCUUUAAGCUAAACUCACUUCAGCUUCAAGCUUUACUGCAGAAUUACCACUGUGCACCCGAUGAGCCCUUCAUCCCCAUGGAUCUGAUAGAAAAUGUAGUGGCUGUAGCGGAGAAUACGGCUGAUGAGCUGGCACGCAGUGACGGGCGGGAGGUGCAACUGCAGGAGGACCCUGACCUGCAGCUGCCCUUUCUUUUGCCGGAAGAUGGCUAUUCUUGCGAUGUCGUCAGAAACAUCCCAAAUGGUUUACAGGAAUUUUUAGACCCCUUGUGCCAGAGAGGAUUUUGCAGGUUAAUCCCUCAUGCACGGUCCCCAGGCACCUGGACAAUAUAUUUUGAAGGUGCAGAUUAUGAAAGCCACCUUUCGCGCGAGCACACAGACCUGGCCCAGCCUCUGAGGAAAGAACCUGAAAUCAUCACUGUGACCCUGAAGAAGCAGAAUGGAAUGGGCCUCAGCAUCGUGGCCGCCAAGGGUGCUGGUCAAGACAAACUUGGGAUCUACGUGAAGUCUGUUGUAAAAGGAGGUGCUGCUGAUGUGGAUGGACGGCUCACUGCGGGUGACCAGCUCCUCAGUGUGGAUGGGCGAAGUCUGGUAGGACUCUCUCAGGAAAGGGCGGCAGAACUCAUGACCAGAACGAGUUCUGUGGUAACGCUGGAAGUGGCAAAGCAAGGAGCAAUUUACCACGGUCUUGCUACCCUGCUCAACCAGCCCUCCCCGAUGAUGCAGAGAGUUUCAGAUCGUCGUGGCUCAGGUAAACCCCGGCCAAAGAGUGAAGGUUUUGAGCUCUACAAUAAUUCAGCUCAAAAUGGGUCACCCGAGAGCCCUCAGCUGCCUUGGGCAGAAUACAGUGAGCCAAGGAGACAGCCUGGCGACGACAGGCUGACGAAGGACAGAGCCGAUCACCGCUCCAGCCCCAACGUAGCGAAUCAGCCUCCCAGUCCUGGAGGGAAAAGCACAUAUGCCCCUGGAACGGCCACGAAGAUAACAUCUGUCUCCACUGGCAACCUCUGCACUGAGGAGCAGACACCACCGCCCAGACCGGAAGCCUACCCCAUCCCCACUCAGACGUACACCAGAGAGUAUUUCACCUUCCCAGCUUCCAAGUCCCAGGACCGGAUGGCUCCUCCUCAGAGCCAGUGGUCAGAUUACGAGGAAAAGCCACACGUGUACCCAGACAGUAAUCCUUCCAGUAUUGCAAUCCAGCGUGUUACCCGUUCCCAGGAGGAACUCCGGGAAGAUAAAGCUUACCAAGCCGACCGGCAGCACUUGGAGGCGGGCCUGGACCGCAAGUCCGACAGCGACAUGUGGAUAAACCAGAGCUCGGUGGGCUCCACCGCGUCCAGCCAGGAACACCUGGACCAUGGCUCCAAGGCGGGCACGCCCGCGUCCACGCUGAGCAGGAGCGGCCCCGGGCGCUGGAAGACCCCCACCGCCGCACCGCCGCAGGCCGAGCCGCCUGCCCCGGGCGCCGCGGAGCCUCCGCCGCCCCCGCCCGCUGCCGGCCAGCCGGGGCCUCCUGCGGCGCAGGCGGCUGCCGAGCGCAGGAAGCGGGAGGAGCAGCAGCGCUGGUACGAGAAAGAGAAGGCGCGCCUGGAGGAGGAGCGGGAGCGGAAGCGCAGGGAGCAGGAGCGAAAGCUGGGCCAGAUGCGCGCUCAGGUGCCGCCCCCUGCGCAGCCGGCGCCCCCGCGGCCCCCGGACACGGUCAUCCGCGAGCUGCAGCCGCAGCAGCAGCCGCGCACGAUCGAGCGCAGGGAUCUGCAGUACGUUACGGUGAGCAGGGAGGAGCUGGCCUCGGGGGACAGCCUGUCCCCUGACCCCUGGAAGCGGGACGCCAGGGAGAAGCUGGAGAAGGAGCAGCAGCUGCACAUCGUGGACAUGCUGAGCAAGGAGGUGCGGGAGCUGCAGGGCAAGCCCGACCGCACGGCCGAGGAGAGCGACCGCCUGCGGAAGCUCAUGCUGGAGUGGCAGUUCCAGAGGCGGCUGCAGGAGUCCAAGCAGAAGGACGAGGACGACGAGGACGAGGAGGACGACGACGUGGACACCGUGCUGAUCAUGCAGCGCCUCGAGGCCGAGCGCAGAGCGCGGCAGACUGCUGUGCCAGCAAUCUCUGUUCUAGAUUUGUUGCAGGACGAGGAGCGGCGGCGUCAGCAGCUGGAGGAGAUGCGGCGGCGCGAAGCAGAAGACCGGGCGCGGCAGGAGGCGGAGCGCGCGCGGCGUGAGGAGGAGCGCGCGCGGCGGGAGGCCGAAGACAAGAGGCGACAGGAAGAAGGGUACUACAGCCGCCUGGAGGCCGAGAGGCGCAGACAGCACGACGAGGCAGAGCGCCGGCUGCUGGGGCCCGAGGAGCCGGGGCUGUGCAGACCCCCGCUCCCGCGGGGCUACGAGCCCCCGCCCACUGCGCCCGCGCCGCCCGCCCCACCCCAGCGCUCCGCCUCCCGCCUCCCGGCGCCGGCGCUGUCCCCAGACUCCCUGUACACCGCCCGCCUCGUGGCCUACGGCGACGACGAGGAGGAGCAGCAGCAGGAGGAGCGCGGCGGCCCGGCAGGACCGAACUCUUAUAUAGGACCUAUUGGAACAGCUGUCGGGGCCCAUGAUGUUCAUCGAGACCCAAGAGACAGACUGUCGAGAAGCCAAGAUGCAGAUUUAUCUGGAAGUCCUGGAGCCCCUGAAAACUUGACAUUCAGAGAGCGCCAGCGUCUUUUUUCACAAGGUCAAGAUGUGUCCAAUAAAGUAAAAGCCUCUCGUAAAUUAACAGAACUGGAAAAUGAACUGAACACAAAAUGAGAGAGGGCAGGGCACCCUGGCACCCCUGAGUCUCCCAGGUGGGUCUUUGGGCAUGAGACAGGGAAGAAAGGGGUGGCUGUGUUUCUGAGUCACUUGUAGUUUCGGUUUCUAAAAUGGUUGAAACUUAGACAUGUUCUAAUUCCAGAAAGUUAUAUUUUAUUUUACCAGGAGAUUGUCAUUUGUACAAUGUGUAAACACUGUCAAGUUUCUUAAUUAUCUGACUCACAGGAAGGUAAUGUUUUGGUGAGCUGCUUUUGUAGUUUGAAUGAAAGGGGACUGAGUGGAGGCAGAAGGUUAUGAAGUCUUUCUUCUCCCUUCUCUUUCCCAUGGAGCACAAAGAGUCCUAUUUCUGUUCUUUUUCAAACACUUUGUUUUAGCUGUCAAACAGAAAAUAGCUUGAACUUCCCAGACUAUUGUUUGCACUAUUUAGGAGCAACCUCAGACUGUCCUACAGGAGAGCGGGGCUUCCUCCCCCAGGGGGCCUCUGGGCGUGCUGCUUGCAGGUGUGGUCCGUGCUGGUGCCCACUGCCUCUGAGCCUGCCCUAAGGAGAAGCGGCCCGGACCCACGUUCCCCGAGGGGAAGGUGCUGCGCAUACAGUCCCAUCUCCCAGGGGCAAGGCCUCCUGAUCAAUGCUCAAUAGUUGAUUUUAAAAACCUCUCUGUGAAAAAAACAUUUUGAGGGUUUAAGCUUAGGAAAUUUUAUUUUUAUAAAUACCAGAUUAUUGUCAGGCUAAUAAAUCAUUGGUGAUUUUGAAGGUGGCAGUUUUAAGUUAGAAAGUUAACUAUUUCAUAUAUUCAAGAGAAUCUGUAAAAGAGGAUCUCUCUAGCUGAGCAGUGUUGAUGUGAAUAGGAACAAAAUUCUUGAGAUGGGAGAUUGUUAAGUGACACUCGAGCACAGCUGUUGCUCAGAAAUUUUAAAUGUCAAAAAGAAAUAGAGUCAUGUGGCCGUGCUGUCAGGGAAAGGAUGGUCCGGUUACGUGCGGCAUUUGUGACGUAAAUAUUGUAAGAGUAAAUUGUGUGGCAGUUCAGGCUGUUUUUUUACUCUCAUGGAGUUAUUUAAUUUUCAUUUGUUGUUAGGACCACUGUCAAUUUUUCAGCUGUGAACGUGUAGCUGAUGUUGGGGAGACGAAUCUUACUUUGUUUUAAAUUGUGUGAUGUUUAAAAUGGUAAAUUAAGUUGUGAUUAUGAGCAAAUUUUAUAUUUGACAAAGCCCUGAUAUGGGGCCUAGAUGAAUUUUCUGUACCAUAUUGUUCUCUUACAAAUAUGUAUGUCAGGAAAAUGUGCACACUUUCAAAUAGAAGAGGGCAGGGCUUUCCAGCCUUACAAACCACUGUAGUAAGAGUUGUAUGAUAAAUCAUUACAAUAGCAGUGUAAAUAUUUUUUAUGUCUAUCAGGGUUCUUAUUUGGAAGUGUGCUUUUACCAUUUCCCUUGUUUAAGUAAGAGAGUAAAAUGGUUCUAAGUGUUUAUGAAGGAUCUGCGUGCUCGUUCCAGAAGUUCUGGGAAAAGCAGGCUCCUCCCAAAUAUCUUGAGAACACUGGCAGCCUUACAGGGACUAAAUCCACACUUUCUUUAAAGAAAAAGAUGCAGAUAAACUAUUCUGCAUCUGUUAUUCUGUUAUUAUAUAGAAAACAAAUACACAUACAUACAUGCAAAUAUAUGUAAAUACCAUGCAGGAUAUUUGUUAUGUGUGGAUGUAAAAUGAACAAGUGGAUUUGGCCAUCCUCAGACACUUAGGUCGAGUGUGAAUAUGUGUGAAAAUGCUUUUCAUAACUGUGCAUUACUGUGGGGAAAAACAUUAAAACUGCUGUAGUUUUCCAUUUCUACUGUAUUUUGUUCACAACCUAUUUUUAAUAAACUUUGUAUGUAU
This is a messenger RNA of Manis pentadactyla (Chinese pangolin), 7437 nucleotides long. RefSeq names its product afadin, adherens junction formation factor (gene AFDN). Gene Ontology annotation, cellular component: adherens junction. NCBI's taxonomy places the organism in Eukaryota, Metazoa, Chordata, Mammalia, Pholidota, Manidae. The transcript is spliced from 35 exons. Gene Ontology annotation, molecular function: cell adhesion molecule binding. Gene Ontology annotation, biological process: signal transduction; regulation of protein localization. Bases 149 to 5569 code for a protein of 1806 amino acids. The record is from RefSeq and is a predicted model, not a curated record.